AUGCACCGACCUCGAACCAACUUCUCCUCCGUGGAUCCGUACACUGGCAGUCAGGACCAGGUCUUACAGCAGCAACAGCAACACCGUGACUUUGAUGGUGGCUAUAGCAGCUAUCCGCGUACUCGAGACAUUUAUUCUCGCCGGUCAUCCUAUGGCCAAGGAAGUGGCCGCAUAAUGGAUCCGCAAUCCGCCACCUUCAGAAUGAAUCAAGCCCGCUGGCGCGAUGACCCCGCGGCCCCACUCUCCUGGUCUCACAAGAUCGAUAGAGGUAGAUGGGUUGGCGGCUACACCAGUGAGCGUCUAGGCUCAGAGAAGCAUCUCAUGAUGGAAGAAUUUCACUUCGCCGGUCGGGCUGUUGAUAUGAUUCUCGUGGAUACACGCGAGGGCAAUCCGGCUCGCCAGGGUCGAAGUCUCUUUCCUGGGAAACUGGCACAACUGGCAUACUUUAAGGCGCUUUUUGAUUGGUGCUUCUUCUCCAGAGACGGAUAUGUCCACUGUUC
Spirometra erinaceieuropaei is the source of this 500-nucleotide messenger RNA. Lineage: Eukaryota; Metazoa; Platyhelminthes; Cestoda; Diphyllobothriidea; Diphyllobothriidae. The record is from the annotation of a GenBank genome assembly.